AGCGGUAAUUUCGAUAUUUUCUUCCUUGUCAAUGAUAAACGGAAAGUGAGAGUUUGAGGAUGGGGGAUCCUAUCGACUGUGGGUAUCAGUUAAGGCGAAUAGGUCCCCCAAAGUCUCUAGAAGAUGUCCAGGAUAUCAUGAGGCUCAGCUACGGAUGUGCGAGGUUUGGGAGGAGUUACCUAAACGGGGGACCAAACGAAUUUUUCCUGGAUUCCUCCAAAAUGAAAAACUUCAUCUCAAGACGGCAUGCUGAAAUCUAUGUCAAAGCAGAUGGUGAAUGUGUUCUGGUGGACCUAGGACUGAACGGAACCUUUGUUAAUGAUAUACGGGUAGAUGGGAAGUGUUCGUUACACCUGGAUGACAGAGUCACUUUUGGACAUAUCAGAGGAAUGAGCAUCAAACCUGGAUCUUUUGCACCUGAGCCCAAUUCUGAAUUCCAGUUUAUUUUUGAAAGGAGUAAACCAUGUAGCAAGUCUGUCAAGUCUGUUGACAUUGGUGAAGAAGACAGUCUGUGUAAGAUCGAGCUGAAGUUUGAACACCCAGACAAAUGUGACGAUAUUCCUGGACGAUCAGAGUGCAUCGUCAAUGAUAAGUUUGCCUCCAGGAGAGACAGCUAUGACAAACAAGUGCCAUUUUGUGAACCAGGAAAUCAAACUGCCUCGCCUACGGUUUUGCUCAGGACCCCAGUGGAAGACAGUUCAGUGGAAAACAUCCCAGUUCAGCUUGCUUCAUCAGCAAGUAAAGAUGACUCGGUCAUUGUGUUGGAUAUUUCAGAUGACUCUGAUUCAGAUAAGGAUGACCGUCCGCACAGCCAGAGCCUGGCGCCUAUUGAGAGAAAUGACAGUGGGCAUCCAUCAUGUGGCAGUGACACAGACCAACAGGCAUAUGUUGUCCUGACCUCAUCAUGUGACUUAGCCAUAGCUGACCCACCAAUCAGUGCUCAGGAUUCUAAUUUGCUCAGUGGAUCCACAUCAGUGAUAAACCAAGAGAGGUCUAGCAGUCCUAUUAUUCCUGAUAUGUCCAACGGAUCACAGACGCCCAUUCUGUAUGGAAAACAGGUGAUUGCUGGAUGCAAAAUUCAGCUGACUUUUCCAGGGGCUGCCUCUCCUGAACACCUUCAAGGUUGUUCCACAAGCCCAAGACUUCCUGGUGAUGCUGGUUUUGUGUCCUGCAGUGCUAGUGAAGAUGGUGAUGAUGAUUCUGUAGAUGGUAAUUUAUCCCUCAACAUGGCUUCAGUAUCGCAAAAACCACACAAAAGGAACUGCCAAAGGAGAGGAAGGAGGAAAAAGAGAUUCAAAAAAAGCACAGAUAAUGAAGAUGAAGUGCAGUUGUAUGAGGUCGCCACUUGUGCAUCUCUUGAUUGCCAAAAACCCAAUUCCAGUAAAAUAGGUUGGGUGCAGUGUGAUAGCUGUGACCAAUGGUAUCACACAACCUGUGUUGGCUGUACUUACAAACAGGUCCGAGACAAAGACAUUGAGUUUCACUGUGGAUGUGUAUGAAGGAAUCACACUAAUACUGUGUUGGCUGUACAUGUACUGAUGAACAGGUCCCAGACAAAGACAUUGAUUUUCACUGUGGAUGUGUAUGAAGGCAUUACACAAAUACUGUACUGGCUGUACAAGUACUGAUAAACAGGUCCCAGACAAAGACAUUGAUUUUCACUGUGGAUGUGUAUGAAGGAAUCACACUAAUACUGUGUUGGCUGUACAUGUACUGAUAAACAGGUCCCAGACAAAGACAUUGAUUUUCACUGUGGAUGUGUAUGAAGGAAUCACACUAAUACUGUGUUGGCUGUACAUGUACUGAUAAACAGGUUCGAGACAAAGACAUUGAGUUUCACUGUGGAUGUGUAUGAAGGAAUCACACUAAUACUGUGUUGGCUGUACAUGUGCUGAUAAACAGGUCCCAGACAAAGACAUUGAGUUUCACUGUGGAUGUGUAUGAGGGAAUCACACAAAUACUGUACUGGCUGUCAUACUGAUAAACAGGUCCCAGACAAAGACAUUGAUUUUCACUGUGGAUGUGUAUGAAGGAAUCACACUAAUACUGUGUUGGCUGUACAUGUGCUGAUAAACAGGUCCCAGACAAAGACAUUGAGUUUCACUGUGGAUGUGUAUGAAGGAAUCACACUAAUACUGUGUUGGCUGUACAUGUACUGAUAAACAGGUCCCAGACAAAGACAUUGAUUUUCACUGUGGAUGUGUAUGAAGGAAUCACACUAAUACUGUGUUGGCUGUACAUGUACUGAUGAACAGGUCCCAGACAAAGACAUUGAGUUUCACUGUGGAUGUGUAUGAAGGAAUCACACUAAUACUGUGUUGGCUGUACAUGUACUGAUGAACAGGUCCCAGACAAAGACAUUGAGUUUCACUGUGGAUGUGUAUGAAGGAAUCACACUAAUACUGUGUUGGCUGUACAUGUACUGAUGAACAGGUCCCAGACAAAGACAUUGAGUUUCACUGUGGAUGUGUAUGAAGGAAUCACACUAAUACUGUGUUGGCUGUAUAUGUACUGGUAAACAGGCCCCAGACAAAGACAUUGAGUUUCACUGUGGAUGUGUAUGAAGGAAUCACACUAAUACUGCGUUGGCUGUACAUGUGCUGAUAAACAGGUUCGAGACAAAGACAUUGAGUUUCACUGUGGAUGUGUAUGAAGGAAUCACACUAAUACUGUGUUGGUUGUAUAUGUACUGAUAGGUUCCAGACAAAGACAUUGAGUUUCAUUGUGAAUGUGUUAUGCUAAUGCACUGUUGGAUGUUACUGUAUACAAGUCAGAGACAGAGACAUUGACUUUCACUGUUGGCAGCAUAGUUUGAAAGGUUGAAAAAAAAAAGACAUGUAGUCAGUUGUACUGCAAAUGAAUACAUGUCCUGUUUAACUGUAUGAGUGUGUCUUGAUAUUUGGUUAGCCGUCCAUGAGAAAUGAAAAAAGCCAGGGUGUAUAAUUUUGUACUGUUAUUCUUUGUAUUGUCUCUGAACAGUCUUACGUUUGUACAGACUAAAAUACAGUUGUAUAUUGAUACUGCCAGUGUCUUAUUUUGUAUUCUGAUUUUUACAGUAUUCUGUUCAUUUCAUAUUAAAAGUGGUACCAUGUGUAAUGUCUUGUGUACAUCUUUGUAAUCUGUCUGUCUUAUGGUACAUGUACAUGAGUGUGUGUGUGCACAUGUACAGCUAUGAUUUGUGUAUUAUCACUUGUCAGGACUGAAAUCCUGUUCAUCGUCUUUUAUAAAACACUUCAGAAUCUUGUCAGUGUGUGAGAAUGUGUUGAUUCUUCAGACUGCAGUUUCAUAGGCAUUUUUUUGAAGGAAAAAGUGAAAUGAAAUUACAUAGAUGUGGUCACUCAAUAAUGACCUGGUCAUCAGGAAGAUAAGAAUUCAUUGAGAAAAUAACUUAUUUAUAUUUAUUCCUUCUUCCGCUUAUCUAAAGCAGUUAAAUAACUUUUUUCAAGAAAUUUACUUGGCCAAUUUAACAAUUUAAAGCCCUGAAUUAUUUUUAUCAGAUAUUUUAGUUACUUUUGUGAUGUACCGGGUUGCUCUCUGUAAAAGAACACAACUAA
This is a messenger RNA of Liolophura sinensis, 3554 nucleotides long. RefSeq lists its product as uncharacterized. The coding region runs from base 60 to 1499 and encodes 479 amino acids. Gene Ontology annotation, cellular component: nucleus. The transcript has 7 exons. Gene Ontology annotation, biological process: regulation of gene expression. Gene Ontology annotation, molecular function: protein binding. NCBI's taxonomy places the organism in Eukaryota, Metazoa, Mollusca, Polyplacophora, Chitonida, Chitonidae. The record is from RefSeq and is a predicted model, not a curated record.